Molecule: messenger RNA, 477 nt
Organism: Tripterygium wilfordii
Lineage: Eukaryota; Viridiplantae; Streptophyta; Magnoliopsida; Celastrales; Celastraceae
Exons: 1
Coding region: 1-477 (158 amino acids)
Biological process (GO): post-translational protein targeting to endoplasmic reticulum membrane
Molecular function (GO): protein binding
Source: RefSeq, a predicted model, not a curated record
AUGGAUGUACCAAUGAUUCACUUGAACAUCAAUGGUGGAAAACUGACAGGAAAGGUGGGUGUCACGAAGGACGCACCAAUUCAUCAUCUGAAGGAGUUGAUUGAAGUGCGCAUGGGUGUCAAAGCUGCCAGACAGACUCUGCUGUUCAAUGACCAGGAGCUGGACAACUCUGAGACUGUUGAAUCCCACAAUUUGACUGGAGGUGACACACUGAGUCUUGUCAUGAAACCACUUGAUGGAAAUCCAAAAUUCAGUAUCCAGUUGAAGUCUGAAUCCAAGAAUGACACUGUGGAGGUGAGGGAGGCUGACUUGGUUGAUGAUUUGAGGGGCAAAAUUGGGAGGCGCUGGCUAUAUCCUUUUGUUGAAAUCAGUUUGGUGCACUGCGGCAAAGAAAUGGAAGAUGGGUUCCCUCUCUCUGCAUAUCUCGUCUGUGAGAACUCUGUUGUGGAAGUCAAUGUCAAAAUGGAACCUCGCUGA